Messenger RNA from Anopheles darlingi, 913 nucleotides. RefSeq names its product gastrula zinc finger protein XlCGF7.1-like. The record is from RefSeq and is a predicted model, not a curated record. Bases 89 to 886 code for a protein of 265 amino acids. The transcript has 2 exons. Gene Ontology annotation, biological process: regulation of transcription by RNA polymerase II. Gene Ontology annotation, molecular function: RNA polymerase II cis-regulatory region sequence-specific DNA binding; DNA-binding transcription factor activity. NCBI's taxonomy places the organism in Eukaryota, Metazoa, Arthropoda, Insecta, Diptera, Culicidae.
UUGUUUACUUCGCGGAAUUUUCAGAAAUAUCCAUUUUUUUCAGAAAUUAACAAGAAUUUUAUUCUCGUUGCUUGUUGCUGCUACCUGAAUGGCUAGCCCAUUGUAUGGAACUGAGAACCAGGAAGACGAACCGGUUUACGAGGAGCACGAAGCAUCCGUCGAUGGUAAAUUGGUGAUGGUUGAAAUUGAACUUUUGGACCACCUGCCCUGCGACGAAUCGAAUAUCGAGAAAGCGAAGUAUGUGAGCUACGACAAAUUAGAUUCCGCAUUCAUCCGUGAUUCGGAGAAACCUAGUAAGGAUACCUUCACACCAGCCGUCGAGGGAGAACGGAAGCGAUCGACCACAAAUCGCAAGGAAAGACGUAAGAGGCGGUGCACCAUCUGCGGUAUCUUCGUUAUUAAUUUGCCAGAACACCGGCGUAUGCAUCUUGGCAUACGGAACAACCAAUGUCCUUAUUGUCCGUGGUCAUUUGUACACCGGGCCAAUCUUCAUGCGCACCUUAACAUACACACCCGGGAGCGUGUGUUCCUUUGUGACGAAUGUGGUGCUGAGUUUGUUAGUAGUCAAGGCUUGGCGCAACAUACGCUAAUACACAAGGAUCGGGAGUUCGAGUGCGAUGUGUGUGGUAGCAGGUUCAGCCGGAAAGCAUACCUCCGGCUGCAUCUCGAAAAUGUGCAUAAGCCUAAGCUUAACUACAAAUGUGCCGUCUGCGAUAGAACUUUUGUUACUGAAGCAAUGAUGCAGCAACACAUGAAAUUGCAUGAUGCGGCCGUGUUUAGCUGCGGUGUUUGCAAUCGAGCGUACCUGUUGAGAAAAAAUCUGUUGCGACACAUGAGGCUGUCGCAUCCCCAAGCAAACGACUCAAAAUGUUUACAAAAACAGUGACUAGAGCGUGAAAUAUACGAUUACCUG